AUGAGCCCACCACCUGGCUCUGUGGCGACGGUGAGUUGUAGUCACGCCUGCACGCCGGUGCACAAGACACGCGUCCUGGGAAGCGAGAGUGAUAGCGACGAUGACCGUUCCUGCACGCGACAAAGCCGGAUGGGCACCAAUGGCAAGAGCAUUGCGGUUGCGCUGGAAAUGCCACGGCAGUGGGAUCCAGAUACGAACAACUAUAGCAGCGGCAGCAACAGUCGGGCACCCGAACGCACAUCGCGGGUUUUGCUUCCACCCAGAGACGUUGAUGUCUCUUCGUCGACCUCGUCGGCGUUAUCGCAGUGGUAUUUGGGUGGCGGUGCAUUGCGAGUGCAUAUUCUCCACGACGUGCCAGACAGGGAGCGCUUGGCAGCCGCCUGCACGAGACUCAGCGAGUCAGCGUGUAGCAGUAGGAACAGCAUGGGAGGUGAUGAACAAGGGUCUUAUCGGCAGACGCACCUCCAUCGCCAGGCGAACAUGACAGGUGUUGUGACACGUGUGCAGCUUCUCGCGUACUCUGUUCGAGGUGCAGAUGUGCUUGUGACGCACCAACUGACACAGCGUGAGAGUGUCCUUGCUGCUGUUGCUGCUGGGGUGUGGGUGGUGACCCCGAAGGCUCUACAGGACUGUGAGGCACGCCAGUGUCUUCUCCCGUUGCGUGAUCUCUCCACUUACGAGUGGUGUCCGGAGCUGCUUCCGCCAGAGACGCCGCGCAGCAGUCUGCAGCUCGCAAAACAGUGCCGCAUUCGUCGACAGCAACGUCAGGCAAAUGGGCAUCGCCUCUUUGACGGCAAGUGGUUCGUUCUUGUCUCACCUGACACCCCUGUCGGCCUCUCGCGUGCACGAUCGAUGCGAAAUAUCCUGGAGACGGGUGGUGGCAUCGUGACGUGGGUGACAUGCGCUGACAUGGACGGCAAUGCACCACCAAGUGGCACCACCUCUACAACAGCAACUGCGGCAACGUCUGAGAGCGCCGUCGGGGCAUCGCUGACCUCCAAUUCUGUCACGGCAACUUCGGCUCCCACGUCGUGUUCGUCCCCCGCAGCUCUGCUCGAUCUUAUUCUCAUGCAGGUCCGAGGGCAAGAGUACAACAGCAGAGAAAAUGCAUGGAACACACGCGGAGACACAACGAACUGUGGCGCGUUACCUAUUAAGGAGGUCGUUGUACUGAUAGACGGCCGUACCCAGGCGGAUGUGGAGCAGCAGGCAGAGUUACAGGAGAUGGUGAAGGUGCUCCGUCACGCGCAAGAUCAACUUUUUGCGGCAAAGCGACAUGCACUUGAGAAAAGAGAACGCAAGAGACAUCAGCAGCAGCAGCAGCAGCAGCCGCUUCAGUGGGGUUUCACAACCGUGUGUAAUGAAAUGAACGGACGCGAUGCGAUUAGCGGCAUGAUGAUGUUGCGGCACCGUGCUGACAGCGUGCAGAGGUCCAUCCUCCAUGGAGGUAGCCCAUCACCGCCUCCAGUGGAGGAGAAGGAUGCUAGUAAGAAGAGCGACAUGAGCAUCGCCGCCACCACUGCCACUGAGGGCAUGCCCUCCUUGGAAAUCAUGCGAGUGUUUACUUCGGACUGGGUGACGCUGGAAAUUCAGCAGCGGCGGAAGGCGCCCCUAUGCGUUGUGAAGCUCUCCCCGUAG
Molecule: messenger RNA, 1638 nt
Organism: Trypanosoma grayi
Lineage: Eukaryota; Euglenozoa; Kinetoplastea; Trypanosomatida; Trypanosomatidae
Exons: 1
Coding region: 1-1638 (545 amino acids)
Source: RefSeq, a predicted model, not a curated record